GUUCGAGAGAGCCAAAAAAAAAUCCUCGUUGAUCCUUCUUUUUUCUUUGUUUGGGGAGGGGAAUGAGCUAACACGGCACAUAAGAAUAUCCAAGAUUGCAUGAAGCGGCAGAAGCUGGUGUUGCGCCAAUCGCCAUAGAGAUCAAUAUCUUUGUCGAUAAGAUUCUUGAGAGGAUUUUCUUUACACGCUGACAGUGCUCGCAAUGUGAUUCUGUCCUCCUUCACGCCAGAAAUUUGCAUUCUAUUGGCAUGCAAGCAGAAGGUGUUUCCGACCAUGUUUAUUACCAAUGCUGGCAAGCCCCCGACAAUGGGUCUCGAAUCUCGGGCUUCUAGUCUACAGUCUGCUGUUCACUUCGCGAAGCGCUGGAGUCUGUCUGGCAUAGUUUUCGCAUCGGAGACUCUCAUCAGCUGCCCUAGACUGAUUAAAUACGUCAAGCAAGCUGGUUUGAUAUGUGCCUCCUAUGGACUUCAGAAUAACGCCCCUGAGAACGCGCAAGUAAGCACUUACAGGGCUACCAAAUGA
Aspergillus japonicus CBS 114.51 is the source of this 522-nucleotide messenger RNA. RefSeq lists its product as uncharacterized. Bases 274 to 522 code for a protein of 82 amino acids. NCBI's taxonomy places the organism in Eukaryota, Fungi, Ascomycota, Eurotiomycetes, Eurotiales, Aspergillaceae. Gene Ontology annotation, molecular function: glycerophosphocholine phosphodiesterase activity. Gene Ontology annotation, biological process: glycerophospholipid catabolic process. The record is from RefSeq and is a predicted model, not a curated record. The transcript has a single exon.